AAGAAUAUUUAGUUUUCCAGAUACGUACAAUUCUCUUUUUACAUGAUAGUGAAAUACAGACAUUCGUUCGUAACUUUAUCAAGCAAUGCAUAGAAAUUUUUUGCAUGAUUUAUUGGAAUCUUUCAACAAAUUAUUUAUUUUGCCACAAUGUGCACUUUCAUACGAUAUCCUUCGAUACCUACGUACUACUUGAAAAGAGAAUCGAGUGCACAGCAGUAAAUAAGUAUUAGUUUAUCGUUGACAUAUCUAUGGUACUCCAAUAGUCGCCGAACAUCCUUGCGAACAUCGUAGUAGUCCUCGAUAACCACUGGAAACCCUCGCCAAACUGUUUCACCGAACGAAUUCUGCCUUUCGAUAUUGUCCAUUGCGUUGCAGCUCAGUUUGAAUGGACGAACGCGGUUAUACAGGGUGUCCCAAAAAUGUUGUAACACCUUGAAAGGGAUGGUUCAGGAGGUGAUUUCAAACAACUUUUUCCUUAGCGAAAAUGUUGUCAGAGGUUUCGUUGAAGAGAUAUUAACGGAAAACACUGACCAAUCAGAGCGCGAGGAUGCCGGUUGAGCGUAGGCUACGCGAUAGGCGGCCGCGCUCAUUGGCUACCGCGAGCGCUCCAUCGGCAUCCUCGCGCUCCGAAUGGUCAGUGUUUUUCGUUAAUAUCUCUUCAACGAAACCUCUGACGACAUUUUCGCUAAGGAAAAAGUUGUUUGAAAUCACCUCCUGAACCAUCCCUUUCAAGGUGUUACAACAUUUUUGGGACACCCUGUAUUUUACGACUUCUAUGUUUUCCAGCACGGGAAAAGCGCGGGUGAAGUACGAUGCACGAACUGGAUUCAAAACUCUCGCGCAGCGUCGAAAGAUUUGCUCGAAGUGGUUGUCGGCAUGGCCGCCAGUCGUCGCGCGCAACAGUUUCAAGAUGGCGGCGGUCGAGCGACGAGAGCGGCCGAUCGUCGCGCCCUCAGUGUCUCGCGGUUCAUCGAUCAGUGUGGUGUGUUUCGCGUUGUUGCUCCGGUGGAUUUUUUUGGUGGUUUGUUCCUGCCUCUGGGACGUACGCGUUCUUUUUCGUUUGGGUUUCCUGGAGUCGACGCGGUGAUCGAAGCAGUGGGCUCUUGAACGGGCCCAACGGAAACCGGAGAAAAGAUGCAACCGAGGAUAUAUUGGAUUCUGAUCAGCACGGCCGUCAUUCUCGCGGGAUGCAACGCCGCUACCGAGGAUCUACACGAGAAGGAGAGGACGGUGGGGGGAAGUUCGACGUUCAAUCCCAUAUCGGACGACCUCUACCUAGACGACCAGGGCCCUUUGGAGGGUUCUGGUCGAGGUGGCAACGAAGGUCGCGACGACCUUGAAGCAUCCGGUAGCGGCCUUGGCCCUGACGACGAGGACGGCGACGACGAUCACGAUUUCAGCAACAAUAAUAGGAUAGACCCAGUGCCAAACAGGCCAACGGAACCUGGAGCACCAUACUCUGUCGAUGAACCGAUUGUAAAAACUAAAGAACAGACGAUCGUCGAGACUGUAAACCGACCCGACAACGAGGUCGAUGUAAUCGAGCCCUCAGGUGUCGAGGACGACCACUCGGACAACACCGACGAUAUCCACGAGGUUUACAUCAUGAAUCCGAAACACGAGGACCGCGCCAGCUCCUUCUUUGCUCAGCCAGGUGUGCUGGCAGCGGUGAUUGGCGGCGCAGUGGUUGGAUUGCUCUGUGCGAUCCUUGUGGUGAUGUUCAUCGUGUACAGAAUGCGCAAGAAGGACGAGGGAUCGUACGCCCUCGACGAGCCGAGAAGAUCGCCCGCGGCGCAGGCGUUCCCCAAGCCAGGCGCGCCGCAUCACAAUCGAGAAUUCUACGCUUGAGGCGACAAAGCCUAAACUGGCUUUGACACCGCCGAGUUCUGCCCCACGAUGCCACGCCGAGAAAGACGAUGUCCUUCAACCGAAUUAAACGCCGUCGCCGACGACGCAACCGCGGAAUCUCCCACGAGGAUCCCAGCGAAACACCUUCGUCGACCGACCACAGGGAGAUUCCCAUCGAGGGGAAAACGUCACCGCAACCUUCUGUCAUCCUUCGAUCACGCAUUCCCCUCCUCUAUUCCGUCUUAUUGUUUCUCUUUUCCUCUUGCGCAGUACUUCAGAACACCCAACACCAUUCAGUAAUUCGGACACAGUUUUCUUUUAGACAAACACCUCAACAAGCGUUUGUUUAGGCAAUCGAUCACUUUUCGCUGGUGGAUCCUCGGCUUGACUCUACUUUGCAAAUAGGACUUAACAAUGUUAACCCCUUCAGACCUCGUUGCACGUAACAAUGUACAUAAAAUUCAUCGAGUUCGACGAGCGUGAUUCAUUUUCGGUGAUGAUUGUGGAAUACUUUGAUAUGUUUGAAAGGGAAGAUAAGGUACUAUACCAUCUAUUUAAUGUAUUACGUUUUUUGUGUUAUUUGGGGUUUCGUGUCAGCAAGUUGCAGUAUGACAAUAUUUUUCGUAGCUUUAAAAUAAAUUGGGUCUGAAGGGGUUAGGCGUCAGGAGUAUUCACCUCCGUUGAGUCGAGCAUCGAUUUUCUUCAAACGCUGGUUUUUUCUGCGUGUGAUCAGCCUUCCAAGUACGACUGUCGUUUGGUGAUCGAAGGAGAGAGGAUGGGUGAUUAACUCCCCCAUCGAGUCCUCGUCGGCAAGGUCGCGCCAAUUCCAGAUGCAUUUACAGCGUAUUCAGAGCGUAUAUGUAUUUAGGCGUAUAUAUACGCCCCAACCCCCUUAUCCCCCUGUACAGGACUGAGAGCGCGAAAAUUCGUGGGCGAUAAACGCUGCUGGUAUAUCGUUAAUCAUUCUGCCUCUGGUGGAAGGAGGGAAGGAAGAAGGAUCGUUGCGCCACCCGUGAUUUCUCUUCGACGCCAAUCCCGUGAACCGCGAACCUCGUUUAUCAACGUUUCCUCUCGCCUAUCCCUCCCCCCCCCUCCGAUCCCUUUUCCUUUUAUUUUUCGUUUCUCCGUUUAACGAGCAUCCAGCAACUAACCUAACCCAGACCUGAUUCGCGGGGGCGUCUUUUUUUUUUAACACUUUGACCAAGGCCCUCGACCCGCCGCCGCGUUUUCUCUUUCUCGAGGCCCGGUUCCACGGAGCCCAAAUACAUUUCGUGAAUUCACGAGGCUCGUUGGCGAAACGAAAACGGAAUUCAACGAAAUUCCAAUUUCAAUCUAUCUUCGACAGCUUCUUAUUUUCCAAGGGGUUUGGCGAUUCUUCUGGGGAACUAUGUUUCCUAACAUUUCUUUUCGUCUUUUGGACAGUUUCGUAGCGUAUACUCGUGAUCGAUGGUUUGUUAGUAGUUAUAAAAGUAAAUGUAACGUUUCAAGAAGUUUAGAAGUUAGAAGUUAAUAAAGUUUCUCUUGCAAGAAACAUCGCCCGACUGUAGCGCGCCGAAUUUCAUGUAACUUUGCGUAGAGAAUAUUGGUAUUCGAGGAGUGAAAACUACCCCCCAAAAAUCGCGAAUUUUUCGGUGAUAAUUUUCACUAAUUGUCGAAUUGUUUUCAGUGCUCUGUGCGCAACGAUUUAUUUAAUGAACGUGUUACAGUUGGGCGAUGUUCUCUUGUUAAUCGACGACUACGUGCGGUACAUAGGUGAAAUUGUAACUUAAGGUAUUCUUAAUUUUUUAAAGGUCAUUGUUAUUUCUAAGAUACGGUAUAGAAAUAUUGAAUUAUUUAUGGAUUUAUGGAUAGAAUGAAUCUCGCGCGAUAAAUGAUCCCAACGUUUUGGUAAAAGUGAACGAUGUCGAAACACGUUUUUAAUACCAAUAUUCGGCAGGAAGUGUGAACAAUCAAGAAUACAUAUGAAAUUAAGUUGUUGGCACAAACAAUCAUGAUGUUCCCUCAGUGCAACACCUGAUCAUUAUUUAUAAAUUUCUUUCCGUUGUUACUGUGUCGUUUAAUCGGUUUUUAAUAGGGAACUUAAAAAUCCUAGAAUGGUAUUUCGAAGGUUAGAUAUCUACAAGGGUUAAACCGAAGCCUCGAAACGGGUGUCUUAAAAGAAAGCGGUUGUAUCGAUGCCAUGCACUUAGUGGAUAAAAAUUCAUCGUGCCAUUUUAAGCACUAUAAGUGACAACGUUUUGCGCGACAACCGAUUCCUCUCGCCACGGUCAAAGGAAUAAAAAUGGCCGCCCACCACGACACCUGAAAGAGACAAACGAAGCACAACGCGUCUCCGAUAUCGUUCCCUUCUUCCACCCCUCAAAACUAAAGAACAUCUUGUAUCUUAACACUUUGCCAACCACGCAUUACUCGCGAAUCGCACCUAAUACCUUUGCCGAAUUGAAACUUUUACAACUUCUACAAUAUAGAGAUUUGUAACAUGAAAAUUCAAGGAAGUACGAUUAACUCCUAAGUGAUUGAAAAGAUAUUCAGUAGUAUCUAAGCGGUUGUAAUUUAUCAAUGUUACUGAAACUUAUUUAUUUCUUAAUGAAAUGAUGUAUACACAUUUACGAUAAUUGAUCGGGUCUCGAUAGAUACUAAAAGUCUAACGGUUUUUAAUAUCAAUCUUUGAUUUUAGGUUGGCGUAAACCAACUCCCAAAUCGGUUGGCAACGUGUUAAAGAGAAAGGCUUCUUCUUCUGCUGGUCAAUAGAGAUUCUAUUUGCCAUGGAAACAAAAGACGUUUAAAUUUCCCGCGUGCACGCGGGAUCGUUUCUCGUUCUGACCCGCGAAAGGAACACGUACGCGUGCACGAUACGUGUUUGCUUUUCGUUGACAGCACGCGAAUGCCAUAUUGAAAAAAGCGAGACUAAGAAACGAAGAGAUAUGAAAAGAUUUAAACAAACAAACAAAAAAUGGACACAUACACGUGUAUAUCUAUUUGUUUCAAGAUUUUUCGUCCGCGAUAUUUAUCCCACGAUCGAUCAGUAUCGCGAGGUUGUAAUAAUUUAUUGACUUUUUCACGUAGGACCAAGCGAUUCCCCCCUUCUCUCCGCCCCUUUUUCCCCGGGUCCUUUCUUUUGCUUUCCCCUUCAUUCUUCCAACGACCCUAACGCAGUGGCGUAACCAGGAAUUUUAAGAUCUACGAUAGAAAAUAACAGUGAAAUUGAAUAAAAUUUUUGUGAUAACUGGACUUCUGUUCGGUAUUUAAUAUGAAGCUUGUACCGAUAAGAUGCGUAUAGUUAAAAGUGUAAUCAGAAAUCGACUGCUAUCUUUUUCUUUUUGUGCAAGUUGAGGGUCUAAAAAAUUAGUUACGCCAUUGUUUUAUGGAUCGUUACUAUGUCUCUGAUUUUUCAAGAUUUUAACAGCGUCUCGGUCACCUCUUCCCAGGUAGAACGCAAAGUAACUGUUUAUUCGUAAAAACUUUUAUAGAGAGACUUUUUAUCUGCGAAUGAAUCCUCGACUCGGAGAAAUACCUUAAACGGUGUAACCGAUCGAGAGAUAGGAAUUGUUUCUUUUUUUUUUUUUUUUUUUUUAAUAUAUUGCGAAUUUAGUCAUUAAUCGAUAUCGUAACAUUAUCGUUAUUCGAAAGUAGCGUACAACGUAGAUUCGAUUGUUAGCCGCGCCAUCCACAAAUCAUUGUUUCGUCACAUUCUCUCCACUUUCGAACGAUGGAAACUCGUAGAAUUUAGCACUAUCUUUUAAUACUUCUUAGAAACGCGAUAUCAAUUGACGUGAAACCUAUCGACGUUUACAUGACAAGAGUAAAAUAAUGGGUGAGGCACCGGAGGAUUCCUAAACGUCGUAAAAUCCUUGUAUAUAUGAUGUUAUGCAGCUAUAAUGUCUUAUAUAUAACGUUAUGUCAUUAUUAAUGUCCUGUGCAAUAAUAAUAUGAAUUUUACGUACACGAACCGUCGCAUUUAUUAUCACACGAAUCGACCAAUAAAAUUAAAGGAACGUAUCGAACGUCGUCGAACCAUUUGAUUUCAAAUAAUCACACCGAGACGACAAAUUUUGCAUUUUUUAUCAAACGUUCGAAAUAAAUGAGCACACAACUAUGAAACAUAUUACGGUGGAAGCGGAACGUGUAAUUGUAGACUUUGAUUCGAAUGAUCCAAUGAUUUCUUUAAUAAAAGCAACAAGAUUCACAGAAAUCGUGAUAAAUUGACGAAAAGAGAUUCUACCUGGGUCGCGGGAACAUGGGCGCCAUUCCAGAGUCCGAUGUGUCGGGGUAAAUUAAAAUAUAUCAUGCCGAUACUGCCAUGUAUUACAUAAGGAACACCAUUUUCGUACGAAAAUCGUCGCGAACCUGUUUUGAUUGAUCUUUAUUCGAAACGCUAGCCGCGUUUAUUUUUCUCGUUUUUUUUUUCUGCGAUAUAUUACCGGUCGGUAAAGCAGUGAUUAAUUAUUACGUGUCCAAUCGCCACCGGUAAGGUGUUAAUAACAACAGUAUCACAUACAAGUCCAACUAUACAGUUGGACUUUGAUACGAUCGUUGGAUGUUACGGGCAAAGCGUUUAAAUUUAAUCAUCGUGUUUAACAUCAACGUCGUGCGAGGCGGUAGUUGUUUCGACGCCAUCUUGUGCAAAUAAUGCUUGUUGCUUCGUCAACUACUUAUUAGAGAUAUUCAAUUCUUGUCAGAAAAAUCAAUUUUGAAGCAAAACGAGCCCUUAAAAAUCAUUUUUCUCGUUAUCGACUAUCUCUCGCGUAUACUUUAGGUCUUUAGGUUAGAUUUGCAUAUUUAUAUUUAAGACAAAGAAUUGACCAGAAAUUAAGUGGGAAAUUGAUUAUUGUUUCGUCUAGAGAAGAUUUAAGUUUAAGAAGCGAACAUCCAUAUUAUUGCUUGGUACGACGUUGCUGUCUAUAUUUUCAGUUAUGAAACACUUCAUCUAUCGGCGACAUUUCUCACAGCUUCUAAAUCGAUCUUAUCGAUUUGUAAAAUGGCUCGACGCUAUUUUAUAAGCUUAUUUAUAAUGCGUCUAGACGUCUCGAAGGAUAUUGUAACGAUAUGCGUAGUAAUAAAGGUAUAACUAAGUGUAUUGAUAGGGUCGACUUGGAAGAAGAAAUAUUUAAACAGCUAUUCGAUGUACAGGUUAUGUUGGAUGAUAAAAUUCGCGAGUAAAUUAUCGAUACAUAGGUGAACGAUCGAAAGGAUAAUAUGUCGGUAUAGAGUGUACCGAGAGAUAUUGUGUUUAGGGUAAAAACGAUUACAAUAAAUGGAAUCCAAAUCAAUUUUCUUUUCUGUUUUUGCUGGAGAAUUAGCGAAACGUUACGGCAGUACCUAAAACCAGUCGCGUAGAAUAUUAGAGAAAUGUUAUGCUUUGCCUUUAACUUUUCGCGAUAAAAUUAACAUACACGACGCGAGAAUAUCCGACAAAUAAAUAAAAAGAUAAUAAAGCAACGUGUACGCUGCAUCUCCACGUGGCUCAUUUAAUACUCGAAGAGGCGCUGUCUACGUUCUAUGCGACAAGAAACAAACAUUAAUUGUAAUAAAAUCAUAUUUUAUAAGAGGAUGUAUUCCGUAUGAACGCUAUAGCAAUGAGAAGUCUGUCUAACACUAGACGAGAACCCAUAGGCCAGGUGGACGAAUGAAUAAUAAUUUUAAAAAGUGAAUAUAAUUAAUAUUUAAUGAUAACUAUAAUUAACACUGUUAUUUUGUAAGUGUAAGUACUGUCUACACCCUGUCCUCCCCGAGUCGCCCUGAGCUCCGUAAAAUAUAUUACGUGUACGUGUAUAUAUUCGCGUGGUUGCAGGUGCACACCACGUAUAUACACGUAUAUAUAUUUAUAUAAAGUUAUACAAUCGCCCGCCUUGGAGCAUCAAACCGUGAUCUUUUCCGUGUUCUUUUUUUCUUAUUCUUUGUUUCAUCUGCAAUACGGGUACAGAGGACAACUUGGUCGAUGCUAGAAGUUCCUAGGAUCUAUAUAAAUCGACUGAAAAUUCCCAUACGUGUCUCGAUGAUCUGGAAAUCCCAAGUCUGUAUAUUUUCUCAAGCCCGAGAGAUCGCACGUGUUACUCCGUUGCGGGCGCUUACGUUAACGACACGUUAUUAUUAACAGAAAUUAAUACUAAUUGCACUAUGUUAGUAUGGUAACGAACAAUACUGUAUGUCGUCGCUCCUAUUCUGUAAAUAAACACUGUACCGUGUAAGGAAAACCUGA
Messenger RNA from Hylaeus volcanicus, 8047 nucleotides. RefSeq names its product syndecan (gene Sdc). NCBI's taxonomy places the organism in Eukaryota, Metazoa, Arthropoda, Insecta, Hymenoptera, Colletidae. Gene Ontology annotation, biological process: cell migration. Bases 1135 to 1848 code for a protein of 237 amino acids. Gene Ontology annotation, cellular component: cell surface; membrane. The transcript is spliced from 5 exons. The record is from RefSeq and is a predicted model, not a curated record.